This is a messenger RNA of Spea bombifrons (plains spadefoot toad), 2169 nucleotides long. RefSeq names its product polypeptide N-acetylgalactosaminyltransferase 18 (gene GALNT18). NCBI's taxonomy places the organism in Eukaryota, Metazoa, Chordata, Amphibia, Anura, Pelobatidae. The record is from RefSeq and is a predicted model, not a curated record. Gene Ontology annotation, cellular component: Golgi apparatus. The transcript has 11 exons. The coding region runs from base 100 to 1905 and encodes 601 amino acids.
UCCUCCUCCGCUUGCCCAGCCCGGCGGCGCGCGGUCCCAGUGCCGGGUAGCGGCGACGGAGAGCGGGCAGAAGUUGCCGGUGUCUACGGGAGCCGCAGCAUGGGCUGCCCCCGCAAGGCCAAGCCGCUGGUAUCCACGUGUGUUAUUCUGAGCGGCCUAAGCAACGUAUUGUGCCUGCUGUACGUGGGCUGGGCCACCAACUACAUGGCGCGGGAGCCGGGGCCCCCGGAGAGCAAGCAGGGGCCCCAGGGGGAUACCCUCAGGAUCAUCCGCAGGCUGGAGCGGCUAGAGAGUGUCAUCAGCCAGCACAUCCAAGAAGCCCCGCAGAAGGUGGAGGAAAGCGCGGCCGAGCCGUUCACGGACUCCUCGCUGUUUGCGCGCUGGGGCCAGGACCUGAGCCCCGAAAACAGACGCGUGGCUUUAAAGCAGUUCCAGUACUACGGCUACAACGCUUACCUGAGUGACCGGCUCCCCCUGGACAGGGCCCUGCCGGACCUACGGCCGGGAGGCUGCAGGAACCUGACGUACCCCGAGGACCUGCCGCAGGUCAGCAUCGUCUUUAUUUUUGUGAACGAAGCUCUGUCGGUGAUCCUGCGAUCCAUUCGUUCCGCCAUCGACCGGACGCCCGCCGACCUCCUCAAAGAGAUCGUCCUGGUGGAUGACAACAGCAGUAACGAGGAGCUAAAAGAGAAGUUAGCGCAGUACGUGGACGACGUGAACGAGAGGAAGCCGGGCUUCAUUAAGGUGGUCCGGCACAGCAAGCAAGAGGGGCUGAUCCGCUCGCGCGUCAGCGGCUGGAGGGCCGCGUCUGCCCCCGUGGUCGCGCUUUUCGAUGCUCACGUGGAGUUCAGCGUGGGAUGGGCCGAACCCGUUCUGAGCAGAAUCAAGGAGAACCGGAAACUCGUUGUAUCCCCGUCUUUCGAUAACAUUAAGUACGACAGCUUCGAGAUCGAGGAGUACCCCCUGUCCGCCCAGGGCUUCGACUGGGAGCUGUGGUGUCGGUACCUGAACCCCCCCAAAUCGUGGUGGAAGAUGGAGAACGCCACGGCGCCCAUCAGAAGCCCGGCUCUGAUUGGCUGCUUCAUCGUAGACAGGCAGUACUUUGAAGAAAUCGGCUUGCUGGAUGAAGGCAUGGAGGUGUACGGGGGCGAGAACGUGGAGCUGGGAGUCCGGGUGUGGCAGUGCGGGGGGAGCGUGGAAGUUCUGCCCUGCUCCCGAAUCGCUCACAUAGAAAGGGCUCACAAACCGUACACCGAGGACCUGACCGCGCACGUGCGCAGGAACGCUCUCCGCGUGGCCGAAGUCUGGAUGGAUGAGUUUAAGAGCCACGUGUAUAUGGCGUGGAACAUCCCGCAGGAGGACUCCGGGAUCGACAUCGGGGAUAUUUCCGAGAGAAAAGCCCUGAGGAAGAGGCUGCAGUGUAAGACCUUCCGCUGGUAUCUCGUCACCGUGUAUCCGGAAAUGCGGAUGUACACGGACACCGUCGCCUACGGCGUGCUGCAGAAUUCCCUAAAGACAGAGCUAUGUCUGGACCAGGGGCCGGGCACGGACAACAUCCCCAUCGUCUACAUCUGCCACGGAAUGACGCCCCAGAACGUUUAUUACACCGGCAGCCAGCAGCUCCACGUGGGGGUCCUCAGCCCGACCAUCGACGACGAUGAUAAUCGAUGCCUGGUCGAUGUGAACGGCCGGCCGCGGCUGAUCGAAUGCAAUUACGCCAAAGCCAAGAGGAUGAAGAUGUUCUGGCAUUUUACUCAGGGAGGAUCGAUCCAAAACAAGAAGUCGCGGCGCUGCCUGGAGCUGGCGGAGGACGGCGACGGGGAGUUCGGCUUCCGGCUCGUGCUCCAGAAGUGCGGCGGUCAGCGCUGGACCAUCACGAACUUCCAUAGAAACGGAACCGCCUGACGGCUGCCGGCGGACGCCGCCGCGGGGCGCAAGGAGUUAAAGUACACUACUUGAGCAUUUUGCUACCGUGUAGCAGACGGCCGCCUGCUGAGGUUGUGGUUUUUGUAACGGGGGACGCCGGGGGCUUUAAGAGUUUUUAUUUUGUAAUAAUAGGGACCGGCCGGACGGUGGGGGGAGGGGGGGCGCAGAUUGAGAUAUUUUAAAUCUAAAUGUAUAUAAAGCAAAAAAAUGAAAUAUUUAUAAACGACAAUAAAACUUUCUGGA